UGUGCUGAAUGCUUUGCUAUUCGAUACAAUCAAAUUUUAUGCAAUAAAAUUGUUCGUCCCUCACCAUUACCUAUUAAUGUCAAGUUUACUCCAAAACACUAUUGGAAAGAUAAUCCUAUAAAAUAUUUUCUCCAAAAUCUUGAUCUUCGUGAUAUGUGGAAUGUACUUAAUAAUGAAUCAGAAAAUGUACCAGAAAACCCAUGGAUUGUUCUUGCUGAUAAGGCAUUAAAAGGUGCUUUUAAGGAUACACCGGUAUUUACUGGUCUUUGUGAAGUAAUGGGCAAUGCAAUUGAGAGAAAAAUGAAAAACAAAAGCAAAAGAAAUUUGAAAUAUAGUGAAGAGUUUACAAGUUUUCUAGUCAUAUUAAGAGGAUUUAGUACAAGGGCCUUGGAUUUGUUUCGCCAAAAUUUAGAAGGCAGAACGAUUCAGUCAAUCCGGAAUAGUGAAGACCAUUUAACCAAUCCAGAUUUGUGUUUUGAAAAUGUUGCUAGGUUUAAGCAGUUAAUUGAUUCAAUUCAAUAUAAUGGUCCAGUAGUAGUGAUGACUGAUAAUACCAAGUUAAAAUCUCGUCUUCGAUAUUCACCUACUUUUGGAUGUAUUAUUGGAUCCGUAUUUCCUGUAGAAGAGACAAAAAUUAAUGUGUAUGCUGAUAUUCCCAAUAUAAUUAGUAAAAUUAAAAAUGAAAAGGCUAUUGCUAAAGAUGUUCGUGCUUACAUGUUACAGAUUCCUUUACCAAAAUUUCCACCUAUCGCCGUCGAAAUAAUACCAAAUAAAGGAAAUGAUAAUUCAAAAACCAUUAGUCAAUUGCAUAAGAAGCUUAUUCAAGAAAUUGCUUUUCAGCUUGAAAUCCAUAUAUUAUCCAUUGGUUCUGAUGGUGCUAUUACUGAAUUUCAAGCACAACAAUCAAUAAUAGAUAUUCAAACUUCCCAAAGACUUUUUAUUCGUGAACCAACAUUAAAUAUUAAUUUUUCCUGCCCCAUUUUUGAUAAGAUUGGUCCAGUAGUUCGGGUUCAAGACCCAAAACACGCAAAAAAAACUGCAAGAAAAGCGAUAAUAUCUGGAGCUCAGCUUUUAACUUUUGGAAUAUCUUCAGUCCGAUAUGAUCAUCUUCUUACUUUAAUUAAACAGCACGAUUCAAUUAUGUACAAAAAUGAUGUAAUCAAAUUAGAUAAGCAAGACGAUGCUGCUGCUUAUCGAACUUUUUGUUCUGCAAAUUUUAAGCAAUGUCUUACACAUGAUUUUCAAGUAAAAGUAGGAAUGAAAGGAACUAUAAUAUAUUUAUUUAUCAUGGGAGAAAUUGUAGAUUGCUAUUUAAAUCGUACUAUUUCACCAAUUGAAAGAGUACGUAUGGCAAUGACAGGUUACUUUUUUCUUCAUUUAUGGCGCUUUCACAUUACAACUCUACACCAAAAAUAUCAAGACUUUGUAUCUAUUAAACAAAAUUUCCUGGCCGACCAAAGUUUUGCUAUUUUUUCUUCUCUCUGUGAAUCAAUGGUAUUACUUGUAAAAACUCAUCGAGACUAUUAUACUCAAGUACCUUUUCUUCCUUGGUUGCAUAGAUCAGAGUCAUGCGAGCAUUUCUUUGGUGUAGCAAGGCAGAUAAAUCCGGACUUUGAUUUUGCUGAACUUAUUCAAAUGUUGCCUAAGAUU
This is a messenger RNA of Rhizophagus irregularis DAOM 181602=DAOM 197198, 1650 nucleotides long. The record is from RefSeq and is a predicted model, not a curated record. Lineage: Eukaryota; Fungi; Glomeromycota; Glomeromycetes; Glomerales; Glomeraceae.